Messenger RNA from Pogonomyrmex barbatus (red harvester ant), 3394 nucleotides. RefSeq names its product Glycoprotein-N-acetylgalactosamine 3-beta-galactosyltransferase 1 (gene C1GalTA). The record is from RefSeq and is a predicted model, not a curated record. Gene Ontology annotation, molecular function: N-acetylgalactosaminide beta-1,3-galactosyltransferase activity. Gene Ontology annotation, cellular component: membrane. Lineage: Eukaryota; Metazoa; Arthropoda; Insecta; Hymenoptera; Formicidae.
CGUACAUACACAUUGUACGUUGUAUACAUUCGCGCAUACGCGAGUCGCGAGGGAGAGGGGGGUGGAGGGAGGAGUGCGCGCAUUCCCCGAUUGUUAUCGCCGCGAAACGCUCGCCGAUUCCUUUGUGCACCGUUCACGCGUCGCUCGCGAUAACAUUGGCGCGAUGACGCCGUCGCUCGAAAGCAUUCGCUUGUGAAUAAUCCCGCGGAGGUGUCGAGGUGGGACGGAGGGAUGCAUCCGCCAUCGUCGCGGUCGUGGCCGUGGUCGUCGUCGUUGCCGUCGCCGUCGCCGUCGCCGCGGCUGCCGCUCGCGAACACGUCGACCUUCUCGUAAUCUUGCAAUUGAUCUCGGGAUCGUUAAUGGCGUUCGAUUCCGGAGCCGGUAUUCCCGACGGAGUAAACACGGUUUUUGCGAUACGAACGCGCGCUUCUCGGAAGAUCAUAGGAAGAUUUGCAUAACCGGAUCCGCGGCUUCUGUGUGUCCGGGUUCUCCGCGGCGGGUGUCGAGAGAGUCAAAAGUUUUUUUCUUCCUUCUCCUCGAUGACUCGCGCGGCGAGCAUCACCCGGCGCAUCGUCCGCGACUGGCAGAUACCCUCGGUUUGUGAAUGAAAAGAUCGACUCGUGCAGGCGCGAGGUGCAUCGAGGCGAGGAUUAUUCCGACAAAUAGGCUGCGACACGCAGCUGUGACAAACGCGUCGACAAUGCUCGAUGGAAUUUGCCAUAGAACGCGAAAACAGAUGACUGUUGCAAAAAAAAAGAAAAAAUACCGCCUUCUAAUAUUACUACCUAUUGCGCAAUUCCUUUGCAUUUUUUUUUCCUUUCAUCGACACGGUACUUUUGAGGGGAUGCAACGUCACUGUAUUCCACGACCUCGCGCUCGAAUGAGCGUUUCUUUAUCAUUCACGCAGUAGUAUGCACACGCGUGUAAUUACUGGCAUUGCGUAAUAAUGGGCCGCGCGCAUAUCGCAUAUACUUAUUUUUCUGUAUUCGCACCUGGGCUCACCGAUGCAUUCGUGUUAAAUUGCUUGCCUACUUGGAGAUGACGUUCCACACGUCUUCGUAGUACGCUGACGGCACUGGACGAUAAAAGCUGACUGUGCUAAGUCGUGUUUAACGUCACAUGAAAAAUUAUUUUACGAUUUGGCCCUCUGAGACUCCAAGAGAGAGAUUGCAUAUCAAUAUCAAUAUUACAAUUCAUCUCUAUCAAUCUACUCUGACUUGAAGAUAAGAAGAGGAGUGAAAAGAUGUACUCCACAAAGAUUAUUUACAUUUUUAUGAAUAAUAAGAUUAAUAUAUGAGCUUAGAGAUGGCCUUGAAAAAUUUGUUAUCUUAUCAAAGUAUCUUGUUUAUCAGAGGGUAAUAUUUUAAAGUAUUAUAUCAUGCAUUUAUACAAGCAAAAAUGAAUGUGAAGGAGAUUAUAAUUUAUAUUAAAGCAUUUAUAUAACAUUGUUGAAUUGGAUCACAAUUUAUAUUAUAUAUCAUGGUGCAGCAGCGGCUUCCUAGUUUUGAUGGUGGUCGAAGUGGACGGCGGUUUAUAUUGACGCUCGCUGCUGGAAUGGUUUUUGGCUUUUUAUCGGCAUGCUUGCUCAUUACAUCUACGAGAGAUGUACCGCAUAUGUUCAGUUGGGUGCCAGGUAACUCUGGCCUCUCUAGAGAUCCUCAUCAUUAUUCGGAAUUGGAGUCAGAGAUUGGUCCUGAAACAGAAGUGAAAUUUCACGGUGAUGAUGAAGAUUUUCAUAAAGGAGAAGACAGAAUAGCUCAAGAUAUGGCACAGAAAGUACGUGUUCUUUGCUGGAUUAUGACUGGCCCGAAGAACCAUCAAAGCAAGGCUCGUCAUGUAAAAGCGACAUGGGGAAAACGCUGUAAUAUACUUCUUUUUAUGAGUUCUGCGGCAGACACCAGCUUACCUACUGUAGUGUUGCCAGUAAAGGAGGGCAGGGAUAAUUUGUGGGCUAAAACCAAAGAAGCGUUUAAAUAUGCAUAUGAGAAGUACAAAGACAAAGUAGAUUGGUUCAUGAAAGCUGAUGACGAUACAUAUGUAGUAGUGGAAAAUCUGCGAUACAUGUUGUCAUCAUAUAAUCCAAAUUCGUCGUUGUACUUUGGCUGCCGAUUUAAACCUUUUGUUAAGCAAGGUUACAUGAGCGGUGGCGCGGGAUAUGUACUUAGUAAGGAAGGCUUACGUAAAUUUGUAGAGGAGGGUUUACCUGACAAGACCAAGUGCCGACCAGAUAAUGGCGGUGCGGAAGACGUAGAGAUGGGAAAAUGUCUUGAAAAGAUUGGCGUACGCGCAAUGGAUACCAGAGAUCCUCACGGACGUGGUAGAUUCUUUCCAUUUGUACCGGAGCACCACUUAAUACCAAAUCACGUAGAUAAGAAUUUCUGGUAUUGGAAAUAUAUCUAUUACGAUACCAAAGAUGGCUUGAAUUGCUGUUCGGACAGCGCUGUCUCAUUUCACUACGUGUCACCAAACAUGAUGUAUGUUCUCGAGUAUCUGAUUUAUCACUUGAGACCGUACGGCAUUAAUCACAGCCUGGAGAGAUCCUCUCCGGAUCGGUCGUCGACGUUGACCGAAUACUAGUCUGUACACUGUCGUAAAUAGAUUUUAAAAUUCUAUAAAUUUUUGGUUUCUACACGAUACUAGUCCAUUCGAGCCAACGAUGCAAAUGUAAUAUACUUUCAGAAGAUAAAAAGUGUGAUAUACCGUACUUCUUAAAUAUAUAAAGUCUUUAUACGUAUCUAUGUUAAACUCAAGACACUAUGGCCAUAAUGGAACUAGAAUAGAAAGGAUAGGGAAAUAUAGUGCAAGUACAAUAGAUAUAAGUCGUGGAGAUUCAAAAUUUUGAUGUUUUUUAGAAAACAUGUCGUGUCAUAUUUAAAUUUGUAAAGUUAAAUAUGUGAUAAUAACUUCUUAAAUAUCUUUAACUUAUCCUAAAUAAAAUAUAUUUCUCAGAACAAAUCUCACAUUUUACUGUCAAUGUAUAUCUCGUCGAAAGUAUUCGUAUUUUAUUUUCCUUUCUUUUUGAAAUUACUUGCUAGAUAAAAAGAAUAUUUUCACGUAUUCCUGAUAAUUAUAUUGGAAAUGUAUAGUACUUAGAUAUAAAAAAGUAAAAUGGGCAAGUAAAAACAUUACUGGUUUAAUUAUUCACUUUUGCUGAUUUCCUCUUACUGAAAUUCAUACAAAAAUAAAAGAUAUUUCCUCCACGAGUUUUUAUUGUGCUUGCAAUACAAUUUCUCGUGUACUGCAAAUAGAAAAAAAUCACAUAUGUAAUUAUAUAUAUACACAUAAAACUGUAUUUCGUAAUAUUAAUAUAAUAAUGGUAAUAAUAAUUUUAAUAAUAAUAAUAAUCCCAAUAAUGACGUACUACCCAGUAAUAAAUACUAUAGAUACAGAGUGA